AUGGCACAAACUCUAUAUUUCAGACUCAUUGUCAUUGCUCUCUGUUCAUUAUCUGAAUGCAUUCAACACCGCUAUCACUACAUAAGCAGGAAUAUGAACUGGACUGAAGCUCAGAGAUACUGCAGAAAGACCUACACAGAUCUGGCCACAGUCUACAACAUGAACGACAUGAAACAGCUGAUGAGUCAACUGAAUAACAAUAUGAAAGUCUGGAUUGGACUUCAUAACAAACUGAAGUGGUCUAUGGGUGACCCUGUGACCUAUACGAACUGGAUGAAAGGACAACCAAAAGGCCAAAAUAAAUGCUAUGCAUUUAAAACAAAUGGAAAAUGGCUUGAGCAGGCCUGUAAUGAGAGGUCAAAGUUCAUCUGCUUCAAUGAUAAUCUGGUAUUGAUCAAUCAGAAUCUGAGCUGGUCUGAUGCUCUGAGUUACUGUAGACUGAAUCAUGUGGAUUUGGUUUCGGUUGAUUCAGAGGAGAUUCAGCGCUGGGUGUCAGGAUUGGUUAAAAAGGCCUCUACUCCAGAGGUGUGGUUGGGGUUACGUCACUCCUGUGCUCUGGGCGUUUGGUUCUGGAUGAAUGGACAGAUGGUUUGCUAUCAGAAUUGGGUGAACAGUACAGUAGAUAAGAGCUGUGACACUGUGAGAUCUGGAGCAGUUCAGUCUGGAGGAGAUCAGCGCUGGAUCAGCCUUCCUCAAACUGAACUACGCAACUUCAUCUGCACCAAAUAUGAAGAAUGAAAUCAUC
Molecule: messenger RNA, 745 nt
Organism: Paramisgurnus dabryanus
Lineage: Eukaryota; Metazoa; Chordata; Actinopteri; Cypriniformes; Cobitidae
Product: putative C-type lectin domain family 20 member A
Source: RefSeq, a predicted model, not a curated record